AGCAGCUGCCUCACUGCAGAAGUCCCAGCUGUUUAAUAAAGCUUCACACCUGCUUCUACUGUGUUUUUUUUAUUUUUUAUUUUUUAUUUUUUAUUUAUUAUUUAAAUAAAGGAUGUCUUUCACCCCCUCUUUCGCCUCGCAGCUCACAUCCGUCAUGGACGUGUUGGCCAAGGCUGCAGUGGCGGAGAUAACCAAGCUGGUGGAGGAUGGGAGUCUGGUGCUCCGCCUGGAGAUGCAGGAGCUCCAGAGGAGACUGGAGCUGAUGGAGGAUGAGCUCUGGAAGAAGCAAGAAGCAGCCUCGACCAGAGCUACUGAGGACGAACAGCAGCAGACAGCAUCUAGUCCAGAUACAAAAGAAGAUCAGCAAACAUGUGCAGUGUAUCUGGAACCAAAGUCUGCUCACGCCCUGUGCUGGCUUGGACAUGGAACAGAGGAGAGCCGUGACAUGAGGCCGGUGGUGAAACACGAGCCCGCAGAUGAACUCGCCACCCGGGAAACAACAGACAACACAACGACAGCGGACGUUUGUUUUGAGGCGGGAGAGCGAGAUGACCUGAUCUGGCCUCCUCCCGCCUGCAGCAUGUUUGAGAAAAGCCCUGUUACAAUGCAGCCGCACGUACAGAUUUUCCCCCCUCAGGCUGGGCAAUACGCUGCUCACAGACACACAGAAAGUUCCAUAAACUCUUUAUCCACAGCAGCAGAGGAAAUCCCAGAUGUUUCCUUAAGUGUGCCGAUCAAAGUAGAGGUAGGGAUUCGACCCGCGUGCAUGGGAAGCACCACUCCAGAGUCUGUUUACAGUGGACCGCUCCGACAUGCUUCACUCCCUGCAGUCAGUCAGGAACAGUGCUUGCAGUCUGCUUUGCAGCAGGCCGGGCCGUCACUGGCUUCGCCUCAUGCACAGAGGUCUGCAUCAAAUACGUUAGGACUAAACACGCACGAUCACAUCCUCAAUAGAAACAACCUGAAGGUAAAAAAGGUAAUGAAUGUUUGGAGGACAGGUCAGAAACUGUUCAUCUGCUCGAUCUGCAACAGGGGUUUCCAUCGCAUGUCUCAGCUAGAGGAGCACAAGACCUCCCACCAGCUCUUUAAACCUUUCCGAUGCCUCGAAUGCGGGAAAUCCUUCACUCAGAAGACCCGGCUGAAGACGCACCAAAGCGUGCACACGGGGGAGAGGCCGUUCAGCUGCAAAAUCUGCGGCAAGAUGUUCUCGAGGCAGGACAACUGCCUGAGACACGAGCGGUUCCACAGCGGGCUGAAGCCCUACAGCUGUGGACAGUGUGGUAAGAGCUUCACCGUGCUGGGUAACCUCAAAAUACACCAAGAGAUUCACCUGCAGGGAAGAUAGCUGAGAGAAUUUACUCUAUGUACUUUGACAGUUUUUGAUGCAUUGAAUGCAGCCAUAACAUGUCUAGCAUGCAUUUCAGGGGGAAAACCAGGGAAGCUGGCAGUGUUCAGUGGUUUUUGGGGGAAAAAUGUGAUUUUUAUUUAUAAAUUGCUCUGACCAGUGUACUGCAAGUGUUGAAAAUGCAGACACAUCAUAUUGCCCAACCAUCCCCCAAACACACACUCUUAUUUGUAGUUCAUAAUGUCCAUUUCGGCCUUGGUUUCCUGUCGUGUUAUGGGCUUUUUGUGGAUGGCCUCAGAUAGAUUUACGGCUGUGCAACAGUUUCUAUCAGAGAUGCAACAAGCUGAUUUGCUGGAUUGGUAUCGGUGCCGUUACCGACUUAACGAGCGGGUUGGGUAUCUGCCAUGACCGAUCCAAAUUAAAUACACUUUAUUGUCAAUGUCAUAAAAUGUAGUGCCUCUACUGCCAGUUAAAUAAAUUCAGUCACCGCAGGCUGCCAAUUCAGGUUUUUCUCGUGGCUCAUGUAACAAUGCAUAUUAAUAAUUCCAGUUUAUUCCAUUCUGUUUCAAAGAAAUAGAGCACAUAUAUUAGAUCAGUACUCUGCAUUGGCAGAUAUCCUCACCUCAGGUAUAGGAGUUUGUAACAGGAGAGUAAAAGUUGGAUCGGUGCAUCUCUUGUUUUUCCAGUUUCGUGAUGUUCUUACUGUUCUCAGAGGUGUUUCAGUGCCUUGGAAGUGCGAUGGUAUCCUUUCCCUGAUUGGUACUUUUGUAAUGUUCCUUUGUCUUCAUGAUGGUGGACCUUUCCAGAUACAGAAUGUGUAUUUAAAUUAAAACUUCUUGUUAAACAAGUGAUGUUUAUUCAACUUAUCAUGCGGCCCAUAAAAUCAUUUGGCUGCAUCAGUGAUUAUUGAAGUGUGUCGUGGUAGUUUGGGUGUGUGUGCCUAUGCAAUAAUUCAUUGUUUUAGUAUUUGCACAACAUUUAAAUCCAUUUGUUUUCUCUUGACAUUAAGGUUUGUAAAUGUUCCCAAUUUUCCUUUUCCAAUUUUUGUCUUAAAGGUUUGUCUUUCAUG
Molecule: messenger RNA, 2414 nt
Organism: Anoplopoma fimbria (sablefish)
Lineage: Eukaryota; Metazoa; Chordata; Actinopteri; Perciformes; Anoplopomatidae
Product: zinc finger and BTB domain-containing protein 17-like
Exons: 2
Coding region: 113-1345 (410 amino acids)
Biological process (GO): regulation of transcription by RNA polymerase II
Molecular function (GO): DNA-binding transcription factor activity; RNA polymerase II cis-regulatory region sequence-specific DNA binding
Source: RefSeq, a predicted model, not a curated record